Molecule: messenger RNA, 999 nt
Organism: Microdochium trichocladiopsis
Lineage: Eukaryota; Fungi; Ascomycota; Sordariomycetes; Xylariales; Microdochiaceae
Product: Reticulon-domain-containing protein
Exons: 6
Coding region: 1-999 (332 amino acids)
Source: RefSeq, a predicted model, not a curated record
AUGGCCGAGACCGCUCCCGCCGCCAACGGCACCGACACCCUCACAGGCAGUAAGUCUUCUUCACCCGGCCCCGACGCCCAGGCUGCCUACCAGAAGCUCGCCAACGGUCCCGCUGCUCAGUCUGCCAAGGACCAAGCCGCCAAGACUUCCUCCGAGUUCUCAAACCUCGCCAACGCCAGGAAGACGCCCGCCGAGCCUGCUGCCACUGGCCAGCCUCUGACGCAUUACCACUCCUUCUUCUUCGAGCUCCUCUCGUGGAACAACCCUAGAGCUUCCGCUAUUGCCUACGCCUCCAUCGUCACUCUCAUCUUUGCCGCCAGAUACCUCGACAUCUUGCGAUAUGCCUUCAAGCUGACCUGGAUGACACUUGGUGUCACCGUCGCCGCCGAGGUUAUCGGCAAGCUUGUCAUGAGCAAUGGCCUCGCCACACAGCUGCGCCCUCGCCAGUACUACACAAUUCAGAAGUCUACCUUGGACGCCGUUAUUGGCGAUGUCCACGAGCUCAUCAACUUCUUCGUCAUUGAGGUUCAGCGCAUCCUGUUUGCCGAGAACGUUGGUGCCUCUGCUGCCGCCGCCGUUGGCGCAUUCAUCUCGUACUACCUGGUCAACAUCGUCCCGUACUGGGGUCUGGCUCUGAUUGCCACCACCGCCACCUUCUUCGUGCCUUUGAUCUACACCUCCAACCAGGAGCUUAUCGACCACCACGUCAAGCACGCUGCCGAGAUCGUCAACUCUCAGACUGAGCAGCUCCGCAACGUCGCGAGCAAGCACACCAGCCAGGGCGUCGAAAUCACCAAGCAGUACAUGGGCGACUACACUGCCAAGGCCCAGCAGAUGAUUUCUGGCCGCUCUCCCUCGCCCGAGACUGCCACCAAAUCCUCGAAAGUCGGAUCGGCCCAGUUCCCCGAGGCUCCAAAGACCGGAAUCAACGAGUUCCCCGCCGCGCCCAAGACCGAGCCCUCGACGCUGAGCGAGAAGGAGCCUCUCAUCAACGCUUAA